This is a messenger RNA of Colius striatus (speckled mousebird), 4708 nucleotides long. RefSeq names its product RING1 and YY1 binding protein (gene RYBP). Gene Ontology annotation, molecular function: transcription coregulator activity; DNA binding. The record is from RefSeq and is a predicted model, not a curated record. The transcript has 5 exons. Gene Ontology annotation, cellular component: nucleus. Bases 193 to 879 code for a protein of 228 amino acids. Lineage: Eukaryota; Metazoa; Chordata; Aves; Coliiformes; Coliidae. Gene Ontology annotation, biological process: positive regulation of DNA-templated transcription.
AGGAGGGAGGAGGAGGAGGAGGGAGGGCGCCGGGCUGCGCUGCGCUGCUAGUCUGGAGCGGAGCCUGGCAGCGGCAGGAGCGGCGGCGCGGGGGUGAGGAGCAGCCGGAGCCUGCUGGACGGAGGCAGCCCCGUCCCCCUCCCCUCCCCCUCGCCUCUUUCUUUGUGCGCAGGGCAGGGGCGGCCCCGAUCCAUGGUCAUGGGCGACAAGAAGAGCCCGACCAGGCCGAAAAGGCAAGCCAAACCUGCAGCCGACGAAGGCUUUUGGGAUUGUAGCGUGUGCACCUUCAGGAACAGCGCCGAAGCCUUCAAAUGCAGCAUCUGCGAUGUCAGGAAAGGCACCUCCACAAGAAAACCUAGAAUAAACUCUCAGUUGGUGGCACAGCAAGUUGCCCAGCAAUAUGCAACCCCACCACCGCCUAAGAAGGAGAAGAAGGAGAAAGUGGAAAAACAAGACAAAGAAAAACCUGACAAAGAGAAGGAAAUUAGUCCAAGUGUUACAAAGAAGAACGCUAACAAGAAGACUAAACCAAAGUCGGAUAUUGUGAAAGACCCUCCUAGCGAAGCGAACAGCAUACAGUCUGGCAACACUACAACAAAGACCAGCGACUCAAAUCACACUUCAAGACCCAGACUGAAAAAUGUGGACAGAAGUACCGCACAACAGCUGGCAGUCACAGUGGGAAAUGUCACAGUAAUUAUCACAGACUUUAAAGAAAAGACUCGCUCCUCUUCCACAUCAUCUUCUACAGUGACCUCCAGUGCAGGUUCAGAACAACAGAAUCAGAGCAGCUCGGGCUCUGAGAGCACAGACAAGGGCUCGUCCCGUUCCUCCACGCCAAAGGGGGACAUGUCAGCAGUCAACGACGAAUCUUUCUGAAUUGCACAGAGUUGUGGAAACUAUGAAUCAGGGUAUGAAAUUCAAACACUCCACCUGCCCACGCUGUUCAAAUCCUGGAGAGCCUCUUCUGUGCUUGAACACACACACACUUUUCUUGGACAUCGACCUCUUACUGAUGCAACCAGGAUAAUUUCUGCUUGCCGUGGGCAUCUGGCCACCAAGGAAUUUCUCACCCUAACGAUUACUCUUGACACUUUUAUGUAUUCCAUUGUUUUAUAUGAUUUUCCUAACAAUCAUUUAUAAUUGGAUGUGCUCCUGAAUCUACUUUUUUAUAAUAUCUGCUGUGCACAAUUUUCCAUGAACAUUACAACUUUUUGUUUUGGGGUAGGGAGCGGGUGGGGAGGGAACGGGGCUUUAUUUAUUGCAUUCACAAACUCCAUCCUCUUUCAACAUAUCCUUUUUAAGUUCAGUUCUUCUUCCAGUUAUACUGUGUACUAUCAGUUUUGAUAUAAAUUAUAUAUAAAUAUAUAUAUAAAUAAAUAUAUAUAAAGGGUUAUUUGAAACCAAUACAUGGAAACGCUGGUGCUUGAAACACUGUGAAGUGAAAAAACAAACAAACAAACAAAAUUGAACAGUUCAAGAUCUGGGACAGUCCCCUUCUGUGAAAGUACUGAAACUGAAAUGGAACUGGUCUUAGGUGAAAAGUGUUCCUGAGGGUCUGAACCUGGAUGGGACCCAUUCUCUCUAUUCUUCCUUCCCCAUUUCUUCCCUAAGCAAUGGCUAAAAUGUACUGGACACACAGCUUCGAUUUAUUUGUAGCUUGGGAUCUGAAAUGAGAAAAGGUUGCUCUAGGUAGCUUGUAUUUCCCCUGGGGCCACUCAGAUGGAUGACGUGCGAGCUCACGCCUGGCUGGAGCGUGAGCGUUCAGAGCCAGCCUGGUGUCGGUUUCCACAAGUUGCCGUGUUGUGGUUCCACGAGCAUCACUCUGUCAGGUGGAGCCGACCCCACAGGCUCUCGGUGUUCAUACAGCUAAGGAAUUGUGUCCACCUGCCUCAGUUACUGAGGAAACUGGAGCUGGAGUGGUGUGCUCGGGUGGGAAGGCGGCAGGGAGCCGUAGGGCUGGCGCGGUAGUGGCUCGGGCGAGCAUGCUGGGGCUGCUCACAGCUGCUGGCACCUGCGUCGCUCCUUCUCAGCCCCCUCCCCUCUGUCCCAGCCGUGCUGUUGGGGUGGCUUUUCUCCUUGAAGUCCAUCCAUAUUCCAAGAGCAGUUUCUGAGCAGCGUCUCGUCCAGUGAUGACGUUGGGCUUGUCAGCAUUUGGACGCUUCUGCUGUGGGAGCAAAAAUAGGGAGAAGCUUUUGUGCUGGCAAUCGAGUGACACGUGUGGCUCAUGCUCGUGACCAGCAUCUCCUUCAUUCUUGCUCUGAAGCUAUUCAGACUGUCGUUUCUUUUCCUGGCCUGUUAGUGUUUCUUUACAGUUUACCUUCCAUGCAUUAUCCUGCUAAAACACUAGGCUGAAGAGGUGAAGCAAACUUUUUAAAACAAAGCCCCAGACCUCUUUGGCUUUUCAUCUUUCUUUAGUGGCCCCAGGGUGCUUUGCAGUAAUUUCAGGUGCAGAGGCUGUGGCUUCGUUCAACAUCAACAAAUGCAUCACUUUUGGGCAUGAUGAAAGAGGGCCACAUUCUGACAAAUUGUGCCAGCUUGUUAUAUUGUGAAUUAAUUUGCUUAGCAAGAGUGAUUUUUCUCUUUGUGGAGGCAAGUGGUUUAAGAUUUCUUUUAAAAUCUGUGUGGUUUUGAGUAGCAGACGUAGGUUCCUUUCACAGCGGCGACAGGAACGCGUGAGUAAGGGCUGGGCCACGGCCCCUGCUCGGAGGCACACGCAGCGGUGGCGCCUUCGCAGCGGCGGCUUUACUCCAAAUAACGUGGGCACCCCAACUUAAUUCUGCUUCUAUUCACAGUAUAGCCUGUCUUUACCUUUUUAAGCAUUUUUAAAGUAUUUAUUAAAGAACCAAAGGAAACCAGAUGCUUCCUAUGAGCAUCAAGACAAUUUAUUAUACAUAGUUUUAAAUACUAUGAAUUUCUCAAUCCACAUUUUACCAUUAGUGGGAUAUUGCAAAGACAUUCCUUUUCCAGUUUUUACUAUUCCUUUAAGGGUCUCAGGGAGGGUAAACUGGUCAGCCAUAUUUAUUUAUUUUACUGAGAUGUAUUGGAAUAAUUUUUUAAGAGAGAUUUUUUGAAGAUGCCCCCGAACUUGUAUAUUUUGCACUGCUUUAUAAACGAUCCAUGACGAAUUAGGCUUUGCAUGCAUCUCGGCCGGGAUCCGGCGAGUCAGCCCCUCUGCCUUCAGCGGGGACGCUUCUGGUGCUUCGACUCAAACCCCGCGCUCGCCCUCCUCCUCGAAUCUGGGAAUCUGUGCAAAGAAAAAGCACUGAGUGUCCCAGGAAAUUGCUUCUUUUGGGUUUGUUUUGGGUUUUGUUUGGGUUAUGGUUUUUUUUUUCCCAAGUGAAAAUGGACCUGUAGAUCAGUUGUAAGAAAAGCUUUAAUGCCGUAACCAGCUACUCAUGGCUACUGGUGAAGUCGGUACCAUCUGUCUCCUCUUUGGGCGUGCCUCCUCGGUCAAGUAGUUUGCUUAUAAAUAACUGGGAAGAUUUCUUUGGAAGGAGUGACCUGUAAUUCUGCAUUCGGUAGGGAUUGCUAGCUAAGCAUUGAGCCUCCCCAGCCUCAGCCGUAGCUGUCGCGCGGUGGGUCUGAAGGAUGGCGUUGGCUUCGUCUCUGGAGCUGACAUGCCCGCGGCAGGAGGCCCUCCGUGUCGUGCCAUGCCCUGCCUGUGGGCCGCCCCACCGUCUGUGGGGAGCCUGUUGGAGAAACCAAACCAAGCAAAACACUAGCGUAGGGGAAGGACCAGAUUCGUGAUGUUCAGUGGCACAGAAAGCAGGUAAGUAAAGCACAGUGUUACGUUUGCAAAGUUGUGACUCUUACACAGACACACACACACACACACAGACACCGACACAGCUUGCCUGACUCGCUCAGUGUGACGUAGUUGUGCAAAGGAAAAGGACAGCGUUUUACACCGCCAGGCUAUUUAUUUCCAUUGGAACACUUUGCUUGUUUCAAAUUGGACGGAUCGAAAAUUUGGCAGCAGCUUCCGUGAGUUUUGUUUCCACUGAGAUGUUUUCACCUGCCUUACCAAGAUCAUUCUCAGUCUACUUUUUUAAGCUCUACCAUAAACUUAAAUUAUUGAAAGUUUAUUAAUUGCUGACUAUAUAAUAACCUUUGCUUGUAUGUAACCGAGUGGUUUUAAGAGCCAACAUUUAGAGUAUGACAAUGGAGCUGAACAGUUUUUAAUGCGCAAGCAGUUCUGUUCUUGUGUAUGACUUGUAACCUUAAUUUACUGUGUAAAGAUGGUUACAUUAUUUCCUUAGCUUUGUUUGUUGGAGACAAAUAUAGAAUGCUUGUUUAAGUAUGUCAAAACAUAAUCUUAUCUUGUGGAUUUUUAUGUUAAUGUAUUAUACGAGCUAUAUUUUUCAUUUGCCCAGAAAGACAGCUUGUAUAACGCUUUGGAAAGUUUCUCCGCUCUGUAAAGUCUUUAGAGCUGACAGUCCUGUUAGGUUUGUUUUAAUCUUCAUGCUAAAGUGUCAAUGGUGGUUUUGUGAACUGGUUCAGAAAUUCACAGGUCUUAAAUGUUUUUGGGAAAUUUAUAUUGGACACUGCUCUUUGUCUAGCAAAUAAAAGAUGUUAAUAUAUUCCUGUUACUGGCAUGUGCACGACUGUUAUUAGAAGCCACUUUAUCAUUUUCCUGCUUUAAAUAGAAAUGUCUAUUUAUGAAUUCUGCUUGUAGUUUUUUCACAAAUAAAAUAGUAAAAUUUAA